This is a messenger RNA of Triticum urartu, 1109 nucleotides long. NCBI's taxonomy places the organism in Eukaryota, Viridiplantae, Streptophyta, Magnoliopsida, Poales, Poaceae. The record is from RefSeq and is a predicted model, not a curated record.
GCCAACGGAGCAUUGUCAAAAUGUAUGGAUUCUGCUCCCAUUCAGCGUAUAAAUUUCUUGUCUACGACUACAUUCAGCAGGGAAGCCUCCACCAGAUGUUGGAAAAUGAGGAGACAGCAAGGGAAUUGGAUUGGCAAAAGAGAAUUGUUGUUGUAAAUGAUGUGGCUCAAGCAAUAUCUUAUUUGCACCACGAAUGCAGUCCACCUAUAAUCCAUCGAGAUAUAACGAGCAACAACAUCUUACUUGAUGCAACCUUCAAGGCUUUCGUCUCGGAUUUCGGCACAGCAAGAAUUCUUAAGCCCGAUUCAUCAAACUGGAGUGCACUAGCAGGGACGUAUGGGUACAUAGCUCCUGAACUCUCGUACACAUCUGUUGUCACGGAGAAAUGUGAUGUCUAUAGCUUUGGCGUGGUUGUGCUAGAGCUACUUAUGGGGAAGCAUCCAAGGGAUCUAUUAGACGGUAGUUUGUCAAACAGGGAACAAGCUAUGCUGGUGAAAGAUAUUCUGGACCAGCGACCGACAACACCAACAGCAACGGAAGAGAAUAGCUUAGCUCUGCUCAUCAAGCUGGCCUUCUCUUGCUUGGAAUCUUCUCCACAAGCAAGGCCAACCAUGAGGCAGGCAUACCAGACACUCAUCCAGCGACCCUCUUGUAGUUCCUCUUCCGUGCCUUUCAGUGCACUAACACUACGGCAAGGGAUACAUGUUGACAUGUGAUCCGAAUUCUGGCGAGGUUUCCGCUUUAGACUCAAGUCACUCAUAUGCCACACAUAUUAUAUAUACCUCCUGUAUGCCACACGGGAUGAGUUGAUGACUCAUUCUAAGUCUGUAUUUGUAGAAAAUCUCCUGAUAUAGGAAAAUACCACGGUGAAAGGACUUCCAGGAAAAUUACCACACGGAGCUAGGUGCAGGAAAAUUACGAACAGCAAGGAAAACUAGUUGACUCAGUACCUCCUCAUCAAUGUAAUCUGGGACGUAGUAGUUUGUACCGAUAGUUUCUUGUAUUUCAUUGCUCACAUUACACUAGAUCCAUCAUCUCGUAUUGCAUACCCUGCCUGCAGAUUAUAGAAGCAGGUAUGGAUUCAGAUGCAAUUGAAACAAAAGUAGAGA